AUAAUGCAUUGUGUUUUAAUGACUUUUGAACUCUGGAUAAAAACAAGCCGAUCAGCUGGUGUAAAAGCAACAACAUCUACAGGAGUGUGACACUAAAUAGCUCAGCUAGCUAACUUUCUCAUGAGCGUUAGCUGUAUGUGGCAGUCGGCGGUAUGGUGUUAGACAGUGUACGUGUCCUGUUUUAGACUGUGAUGUGGCAGCACUUUAGUUAACGAGCCGUCGUCUGUCGGACUGGUAGCCACUGCUAGGUCAGUCUAUUGAAACGAAGCUUGUUUGUUUCUUCAGGAGUGUGUCUCUUUGUGACCCUAAGUAUAUAUAUAGACUCUUUAUUACUGAGUUUUAGAACGUAUUUUUUAGAUAUCGAAACCAAACGAGCAUGCCGGGCUUCUUUUAAAUAGCAACCGGACAAGGCAAGAGAUGCAGGGCAGCUAAUGUUAGCUAGCCAACUGUUGUACCAAAAUCAUAAAAUAAUUGCUUGUCUGAACAAGUGUUUUGAAAUUGCUUCCUGGUCGUGCUUUGCUACAUACUGAAUACCCUCUUUAAUAACAGGAAAUAAUAUGGUCCUCAGCUGAACAUUUCAUAGUAUUUUUUCACAAUAUUGUACAUGAGUGAAUUGGCUAUUUAGAGAAUUUGAACACAUCACAUCUGGUUUUGCUCACCGAGCUACAACCGUGUGUCCCACUCCAGCCCUCGUUAUUCUCAGUGAGCAAGUGACCUGUCAGGUUUGAGAUGAGUGGUCAAGGUCCAGCUCAGGAUAAAGGAAUGAACACGGUCUUGGUCUGUCAGGAGAGCUACGCCUGUGGGGGCUCAGAUGAGGCAACGUUUGAAUGUGAUGAGUGCGGCAGCUUGCAGUGUUCCCGAUGUGAACUGGAGCUCCAUCGCCAGGAGCGGAUGAGAAAUCACGACCGGGUUCGGAUUGCGCCAGGCCACGUUCCCUUCUGUGACUCGUGCAAAGGUGACAGCAGCUGCUCUGUGAACGGUGGAAGGCUCAGAGCGGUGGUGCGCUGCCAGGGUUGCAAGAUCAACCUGUGUUUGGACUGCCAGAAACGCACCCACAGCGGAGUCAACAAGAGGAAGCACCCUCUGACACCUUACCCCCCUGCCAAAGCUCCCCAGGAUAACAGCGUGACUGCUGGGGAGUCACAGAUGGAGAUCCUUAAAGCUGAGCUGGACAAGGUGUCCAGCUUCCUUCUGGUGGAUGAGAGGGAAGAGAUGCAGGUGAAGGAUGAGGAAGACUUUGUGAGCAGACUGGGCUGCAAGCCCGACGAGCUCCUCAAGGUGGUCUCCAUCUUUGGAAACACUGGAGAGGGCAAGUCCCACACCCUGAACCACACAUUUUUCCUAGGAAGAGAAGUGUUCAAGACCUCACCCACCCAAGAGUCCUGCACCGUGGGGGUGUGGGCAGCUAUGGACCCUGUGCACCAGGUGGUAGUCAUCGACACGGAAGGACUUCUUGGGGCUGGAGCCAAUCAGGGUCAGCGAACUCGGCUGCUCCUCAAAGUCUUGGCUGUCUCUGAUGUGGUCAUCUACCGAACUCAUGCUGACCGUCUCCAUGAUGAUCUCUUCAAAUUCCUUGGUGAUGCAUCAGAUGCUUACCUGAAACAUUUCACCAGGGAGCUGAAAGCAACAACAGCCCGCUGUGGUUUGGAUGUCCCGUUGUCCACUCUUGGCCCUGCAGUAAUCAUCUUCCAUGAGACCGUUCACACAAAGCUGCUAGGAUCAGAUAAACCUACAGAAUCAGCCGAGCGUCUUCUCCAGGAGCGUUUCAGGAAGCUGGGUCUGUUCCCAGAAGCAUUUAGUUCCAUCCAGUAUCGCGGAACUCGGACCUACAACCCUCCGACUGACUUCAGUGGUCUGCUUCGCAGCCUGGAGCAACAGCUGGAUAACAACACCACCCGGUCGCCGCGCUCUGCCAGUGUCAUCUACAAGGCUCUGCAGGCCCUGAGCGAGAGCUUCAGUGGGGAUAUUCCAGAUGAGCACAUGACCAGUAACUCAUUCUUUCCAGAUGAGUACUUUACCUGCUCUAGCCUCUGCCUCAGCUGUGGCUCAGGCUGUAAGAGAAGCAUGAAUCACCUAAAGGAAGGACUCGACCACGAAGCCAAACAUCGCUGCCGCUACUCUGCGCAGUAUGACAACCGCAUCUACACUUGCAAGGCCUGCUAUGAGGGAGGGAAGGAGGUGAUAGUGGUUCCCAAAACAACGGCCUCGUCUGACUCACCAUGGUUUGGCCUGGCCAUCUAUGCUUGGUCUGGGUAUGUGAUCGAGUGCCCCAACUGUGCAGUGAUCUACAGAAGCAGGCAGUACUGGUACGGAAACCAGGACCCAGUGGAAACAGUGGUCAGAACAGAGAUCCAGCAUAUUUGGCCCGGGUCUGACGGGUUUUUGAAAGACAACAACAACGCUGCUCAGAGGUUGCUGGAUGGAGUCAAAUACAUUUCGCAGUCAGUGUCUGAACUCAGCGUCAAGCCUGCCAAAGCAGUCACCUCCUGGCUUACAGACCAGAUUGCUCCCACCUACUGGAAACCCAACUCCCUUAUUCUGAAAUGCCACAAAUGUGGGGAGGAGUUCCAGCCCAACGACACCAAGCACCACUGCCGCGCCUGUGGAGAAGGCUUCUGUGAUUCCUGCUCCUCAAAAACCCGGCCGGUCCCUGAGAGGGGCUGGGGCCUAGCGCCUGUUCGAGUCUGUGACGCCUGUUUCCACAACAGGGGAAUCCCAACUGAGUUGCUGGAUGCUGCCUUGGAGGAGGAAGGAGGCACCUUGAUAGCCAGGAAGGUUGGGGAGGCUGUUCAGAACACGUUGGGAGCUGUAGUUGGUGCCAUGGACAUACCCCUCGGCCUGGUGAAGGAUGCAGCUCGCCCGGCCUACUGGGUCCCAGAUCAGGACAUCCACUCCUGCAGCGAGUGCCAGCGGGAGUUCACCCCACGUCUCUCCAUCCAUCACUGUCGCGCCUGUGGCCAGGGCGUGUGUGACGACUGCUCUCAGGAGCGACGUGCUGUGCCCUCUCGUGGCUGGGACCACCCAGUGAGGGUCUGCAAUGGCUGCAGCCAGAAACCUGGUGAGCUCUAGCAGGACAAGGAGCAGGAGUCAGAGGGGGAAACAGUUAAAGACGCCCAAAACUGGAACUGACAACAUUGUGACUUAUACAUAUAUAUAUA
Molecule: messenger RNA, 3158 nt
Organism: Scatophagus argus
Lineage: Eukaryota; Metazoa; Chordata; Actinopteri; Scatophagidae
Gene: zfyve1
Product: zinc finger, FYVE domain containing 1
Exons: 12
Coding region: 730-3069 (779 amino acids)
Molecular function (GO): zinc ion binding
Source: RefSeq, a predicted model, not a curated record